Messenger RNA from Medioppia subpectinata, 2184 nucleotides. The record is from the annotation of a GenBank genome assembly. NCBI's taxonomy places the organism in Eukaryota, Metazoa, Arthropoda, Arachnida, Sarcoptiformes, Oppiidae.
UGAGUUAUUGCGACAAAAAUCAUGAAAAUCUCAGUCCGAGUUCGUGGCGAAUGGUUUGCCGUUCCGUGCAUUCAAUUGGAUCGACAGACUGUCCGUUGGCUCAGCGAAGAGGCGCUCAAACGGUACUUGAAAUUAAAGCCGUCGAGUCAUGUGCCCAAUGUUUCACCACUAGAGACCGUAUAUGAGAUCCGCAAAACAAAAGGCGGUGCUAUACUAGAUCCCGAUGACCUCCUCUGCAAUGUCUUAGAUGACAAUGAUUUCGUAUCCGUCGUACUGCACAGCGAUAAGGCCAGUCCAGUCACAGGACCCGUUGAAAUACAUUACAUUCCGGAACAGGUUUCUGGAAAGUAUAAGCCUCCGGAACAGUAUUUAUCACUCGAUGGGAACAGUUUAGGGGCCGAUGACUUGAUUAGACUGGGGAACGGACUCUUCAGAAUAAGGAUGACGAAUGAAGCCGAAGAAAAAGUGAGGAAAGGAAGGGAACUGUUGGAAGAGAUCUUAGAUGAGAAUAAAGUGGUUUAUGGCGUAAACACUGGGUUCGGAAAGUUUGCGAAUGUAAUUAUUAGUAGAGAUGAUCUGAAAGAUCUUCAGCUCAAUUUGAUCCGAAGUCAUUCGGCGGGCGUCGGGAAACCACUAUCACCUAAAAGGACACGAAUGCUAUUAGCGCUCAGAAUCAAUGUCUUAGCGAAAGGGUAUUCUGGCAUCUCUUUGGAGACAUUGCUUCAGUUGAUCGACGCGUUCAACUCGUCUUGUCUUUCGUGGGUCCCCGAGAAGGGAACUGUUGGAGCGUCGGGUGAUUUGGCACCACUUUCACAUUUAGCGCUGGGAAUGAUGGGCGAGGGAAAGAUGUGGUCGCCUGAGAGCGGUUGGGGUGAAGCGAAGUAUGUCCUCGAAUCACAUCAUCUCAAACCACUUCAAUUGAAACCGAAGGAAGCGUUGGCUCUGAUAAACGGCACUCAAUUGAUCACAUCGUUAGGCGCCGACGCCGUAGAGAAGGCGGCGGCGAUCGCACGUCAGGCCGAUAUCGUGGCCGCAAUGACUCUGGAAGUGCUUAAGGGCACGACCCGUGCGUUUGAUCCAGAGAUCCAUAAGAUCCGACCGCAUAAGGGACAGAGUUUAGUGGCCCGAAGAAUACGCUCUGUUCUCAACUCAGACUUAUAUCCGUCGGAAAUCGCGGAAUCGCAUCGAUUCUGUAAUCGAGUUCAAGACGCCUAUACUAUCCGAUGCUGUCCUCAGGUUCACGGCAUAGUUCACGACACCAUUGAUUUUGUCAAAGGAAUCAUUAAUACGGAAAUGAAUUCUGCGACCGAUAAUCCACUCGUGUUCACAGAUAUGAACGAAAUCAUAUCCGGCGGUAACUUUCACGGCGAAUACCCGGCAAAAGCAUUGGACUAUUUGGCGAUCGGUGUCCACGAGUUGGGAUCAAUGAGCGAAAGACGUGUCGAGCGUCUGGUGAAUCCGGCGCAGAGCGGACUCCCGGCCUUUCUGGUCAACAACGGAGGUCUCAACUCGGGAUUUAUGAUCGCUCACUGCACCGCCGCUGCACUCGUGUCCGAGAAUAAGGUGUUAUGCCAUCCGGCGUCAGUCGACUCUCUGUCCACGUCUGCGGGCACUGAAGAUCACGUAUCGAUGGGAGGAUUCGCCGCCCGAAAGGUGUUGCAGGUUAUAGAGAACGUGGAAAAGAUCAUUGCGAUCGAGUUGUUGGCCGCGUGUCAGGCCAUUGAAUUCCUGCGGCCAUUGCGGACAACAAUGCCGUUGGAAGCGGUUUACGGGUUGGUUCGUCAGGUGGCGAAGCCUUGGGAUAAGGACCGCAUUAUGUAUCCCGACAUCGACGCCGCCACAGACCUGUUGGUGGAGGAAAAGGUUUGGAUUACUGUUAAGCCCUAUAUUUUGAAGUAUUUCGCCGAUAAGACGCUGACAAACCGUCCGCCGUCGCCGACCACUACUGUUCUGCGCAAAAGAUCCCGAACUGAAGUCAACAACAAUGUGGACAUCGAGUGAACAAAUAAUAGUACAAAAAAACAACAUUUAUUUCUAUUAAAUUGCGGAAAAUAUUUUCAACAUUUUAUUACUUUUUAUUUCUUUGAAUUUUUCAACACUUGUUUACGUAAUAACAAAUCCUUGAGUUUACGCCAAUUUUAUCGACAAUAUAUCUAAUAAAUGCACACAUUUUAUUGCUUUUAA